Molecule: messenger RNA, 1546 nt
Organism: Stereum hirsutum FP-91666 SS1
Lineage: Eukaryota; Fungi; Basidiomycota; Agaricomycetes; Russulales; Stereaceae
Product: alpha/beta-hydrolase
Exons: 8
Coding region: 520-1464 (314 amino acids)
Biological process (GO): lipid metabolic process
Source: RefSeq, a predicted model, not a curated record
GAGCUCUCAUCCUCCACUCGGAGUUCACUUUUCAAUGCUCUUCGGCAAUUGUCCAGCGAGAGUUCAUAAACGUUGAUGCCCUGAAUAAUCUUGGCUUUACAUACUCAACUUCUUCUCUCCUAUGAUGCUUCGUAGCUCAAGCCCAGCCAAUCUAUGUCAGCUCGGGAUAAGCACUCCUGCGCUUAGUAUACAGUAUACGAACGUGUAUCUUCGAACUGCGCAGCGCUGUUCCUUGACUUCUCAGUGCCUGUCUGAGCCUGCUGCAUGGAAUUGCCCACCGUCGCUGUUCGGCGAGAAGCUCAAUUAGUGUCUCCUCAGCGACAUCUCGGCUCCGUGCAGCCUCUUAGACUGUCCCCGCAACUACACAUUCAGGUGAUAAUUCUAUCUAAUCGAUAUGACUGCUUAAACUACCUCCGUUAUACGCACAUAUAAGCCUUCACCCUCGUCACCGAACCCUUUUUUCCUACGGCCGCUCUGCACGCCCCCGAACUGCUCCACCCACCGAGGACGCCUUUCGUUAUGCUGUCUUGUUUCGAUCGUGCUUUUUGGAUCGCAGCCGGUCUGCUCGCCCUGUCUGGGCGAGCUGCCAGAGCGUCGGUCAUCCCGGAGAAGCGUCAAAGCAUCACGACGCUUUCGUCUACGGCGGUCGCGGACUUUCUUCCGUACACGUAUUUCGCGGCAGCCGCCUACUGCCCUUCUUCAUCCACCGUCAGUUGGACCUGUGGCACCCUCUGUGAUGAGAACUCGGACUUUAAGAUCACCACGUCCGGAGGAGACGGAGCUGUCACUCAAUUCUGGUAUGUUGGGUGGUCUCCAUCGCUCGAAACAGUGGUUGUUGCCCACCAGGGCACGAACACCUCCUUCAUCGUUUCCGAUCUCGAAGACAUCGACUUCUUCUUCCAGAAUCUCGACGGUGACCUCUUCCCUGGUGUAGACUCGGGUAUAGAGGUGCAUAUGGGCUUUUCCAAUGACCAAGCCAAGUCGGGUCCGGAGAUUCUGGCCGCCGUAAACGCGACCAUGACGACGUACAAUUCUAAGACAAUCACAACUAUUGGGCACUCGCUUGGUGCUGCAUUGGCGAUGCUCGAUGCGGUCAUGUUCACCACCCAAUUCCCAGAUGCUUCCGUCAACCAUGUUGGUUAUGGUCAACCUCGAGUCGGAAACCAGGACUUUGCAGACUAUGUCGAUGCUAACGUCAACGUCACACAUAUCAAUAAUAAGUUGGACUACAUACCGAUUCUUCCUGGGAUGUUCCUAGGUUUCCACCACCCAUCUGGAGAAAUACGUAUCCAAGACGAUGAUUCUUGGGACUCUUGCCCAGGUCAAGACAACGAAUCGACGCUUUGCACCACAGGAGCGGUGCCGGAUGUCUUUGCUGGCAACGAGACGGACCAUGACGGGCCAUAUGGAGGUGUGCUCCUCGGAUUUUACGCGAGCGCGACGUGUACGGUUGCGGAACCAUGACGAGGAUGACUUUCAACGAGUUAUGUCAACGUAACGAUAAUUCGACCAAUAUUUGAAUAUUAUAACGAACAUUUAAGAGGCC